AUGGACCGAGAUGUGGUCAGUGCCAUCUCAGGCAAGAUUGCUAGCUUCGCCAGCCUUCUUUUCCUUCCUUCCGUCGACUUCUGGUACUCGACUACCUUCUGGAUCUACCUGUUCUGGGGGCUAUGGAUCCAUCGCUACCUACGCCUCCUUGUCCACACCGUGAGCCAUUGGACGUACAAGUCCAAGCCCAUCCCUGCCAAGCCCAGCUUCACGAGCAAGGACGUGACGGUCGUGAUACCCACCAUUCACAAUGCCUUUGAGGAGCUCAGGCCGUCCCUCGAGAGCAUCCUUGCCUGCGAGCCGGCCGGGCUGAUCCUCAUCACCACCGACGACAAGCGCCAAGGUCUCGAGAAGCUGGCCAUGUCUCUCCGCGGAUCAUCGCCGUCGUCUUCCUCCAAUCCGGCCUCGGGCAGCGGCCUCGUCCGCGUCAUGAGCACCCCGAUCGCCAACAAGAGGCUGCAGGUGUGCGAGGCCCUCCCGCAGGUGACUACGUCCAUCACCAUCAUGGCCGACGACGACGUCACCUGGCCGACGACGCUGAUGCCUUGGAUCCUGGCGCCCUUCGAGGACCCGGACGUGGGCGGCGUGGGCACGAACCAGAGGGUCCGCCGGGAGCUGGACGUGCCCCUGUCCACCCGCGUCUGGAACUGGCUGGGCGCGGCCUACAUCGAGCGCCGCAACUUUGAGAUCUCGGCCACCCACAACAUGGACGGCGGCACGUCGUGCAUGUCCGGCCGCACGGGCGCCUACCGCUCCGAGAUCCUGUCGAGCCACGACUUCCUCCACGGGUUUAGGAACGAGAAGUGGAGGAACUGGAUUCUCAACGCAGACGACGACAACUUCGUCACCCGCUGGCUCGUCAGCCACCAAUGGAAGACGUGGAUCCAGUACCACGACGAGUGCGAGAUCGAGACGACGCUGGAGAACAGCUCCAAGUUCCUCUUCCAGUGCUCCCGGUGGGCCCGGAGCAACUGGAGGAGCAACUGGACUAGUCUAAUCAGGGAGCGUUAUGUUUGGAGACAACAACCUUGGUGCACCUACUCGCUUCACAUUGCGACCUUCACCUCCCUCGCCUUCCUGUUCGAUCCUCUCCUCCUAUUCAGCUGCUGGUACGCAACGGCCGACUGGAGCUCGUCUGCGAACCGCGUCUACGCCGUCUGGGCUCAGUUCAUCUUCAUGUUUGCCUUUACCAAGGUGGUCAAGCUUGUGGGUCUGUUUCGACGAAACCCAGCGGACAUGAUUUUCCUGCCGGUAUCCAUAAUUUUUGGAUACUUCCAUGGGUUCAUCAAACUGUAUGCCCUAUUCACUCUUAACAUGACCUCAUGGGGUAGCAGAGCAGAUGGAGACGCCAACGACGAACAGAGACUGGCGCCGGCCCCACAGCCAUCAGUCGUGCUGAAGACUCCGCCUGGAAACAGCUCACUCAUUCGCUACAACAUCCGUCAGAAGGGACGACAGGUGUUGCGCGGGGCGGGCGGCACCAUGGAAGGACACUACCAGCAGGAGGAGAAGAAGGACUAUUACGCCGCCUACGAUUCGAGUACAUCGUAUAACCCGAUUCGACUUCCAGUACGGAGUACUACCUAG
This is a messenger RNA of Geosmithia morbida, 1587 nucleotides long. Its product is annotated as Glycosyl transferase family 2. The record is from RefSeq and is a predicted model, not a curated record. Bases 1 to 1587 code for a protein of 528 amino acids. Lineage: Eukaryota; Fungi; Ascomycota; Sordariomycetes; Hypocreales; Bionectriaceae. The transcript has 4 exons.